GCAAGAAGAGACCAAGGAUCCUCUCGUCCUCUGGAGUCGGCUCCCCGGUGACACCUACGUGGACACGCUGCUCCUGUUGUUGUCCCUACAGCCAUGACGCUGCCACACAGCCCGGGAAAUGCAGCGGAGCCCCAGCCCCAGCAGACCGUGGAGGUCCACAGGCUGGAGCACCGCCAGGAGGAGGAGCAGAAGGAGCAGCGGCAGCACAGCCUGCACAUGGGGUCCUCGGUGCGCAGGCGGACCUUCCGCAGCAGCGAGGAAGAGUACCAGUUCAGCGCCGCAGACUACGCCCUCGCAGCCGCCUUGGCUCUGACGGCCACCUCAGAGACAUCUUGGGAGGCCCAGCUGAGGCGCCGGACUUCCACAGUGGAGCUGGAGGAGCGAGGGCAGAAGCGGGUGCGCUUCGGCAAUGAUCUGGAGAGGACAGACAUCGCCCUCCUGCGGACCCAGUGGUUGCUGCGCCAGAGACGUGACCGCAAGGCGCUGAGACGGCGGACCGAGGAGAAGAUCCGGGAGGCCAAAGAGCUGAGGGAGCUGUGUUCCGGCCGGGGGCCCUGGUUCUGGAUCCCACUGCGCUCCCACGCCGUCUGGGAGCACGCCACGGUCCUGCUGACCUGUACGGUCCAGGGCUCACCUCCACCCCAGGCCACCUGGUACAAAAAUGACACGCGAAUCGAUCCUCGCCUCUUCCCUGCCGGAAAGUACCGAAUCACCAACAACUACGGGCUGCUGACCCUGGAGAUUAGGAGAUGCACCACGGAGGACUCAGCCACGUACACGGUGAAGGUGAAGAACGCUUACGGCCAGGCCUCCUCCUACGCCAAAGUCCUUGUCCGCACUUACCUGGGGAAGGACGCUGGCUUCGACUCAGAGAUCUUCAAAAGACUGAUGUUCGGCCCCAGCGUGGAAUUCACAUCGGUGCUAAAGCCAGUCUUUGCCCGUGAGAAGGAACCCUUCUCCCUGACCUGUUUAUUUUCGGAAGAUGUAUUAGACGCCGAGCAGAGCAUUCAGUGGUUCCGAGACGGGAGGCUGAUAAGGUCCUCGGAACGCCAGCAGGUCCUCUAUGCAGACCGCCAGGCGUCCCUGAAGGUGUUCUGUGCCUACAAGGAGGACGAGGGGCUCUACACCGUCCAGGUGGCUUCGCGCUUUGGGCCCCGGGAGCAGAGCACCUAUGUGUUUGUGAGAGAUGCUGCAGCAGAGAAGCCCGGGGCCCCAGGCUCCCCACUGAAUGUCCUGUGCCUGGAUGUGAACAGAGACUGCCUCAUCCUGACCUGGACCCCACCCAGUGACACUCGGGGCAGCCCCAUCAUCGGCUACUCUAUCGAGCUGUGCCAGGGCGAGUCUGGGCAAUGGGUGCCCUGCCAUGAGGCCCCCGGCGGGACCUGUCGGUGCCCGAUCCGAGGCCUCGUCGAAGGCCAGAGCUAUCGAUUCCGAGUGAGAGCCAUCAACAAGGCAGGCAGCAGCCUCCCCUCCAAGGCCUCAGGACCGGUUGUCAUGGGUGACCAUGAUGCAGCCCGGAGGAAGACAGAGAUCUCCUUUGAUCUGGGAAACAAGAUCAUGGUCAGCGCUGAUGAUUUUGAAGACUUGGUGACCAUCCCCUCACCCCCAACCAACGUCCACGCCAUCGAGAUCCGUGAGGCCUACGUGGUUCUGGGCUGGGAGGAGCCAAGGCCCCGGGGCAGAGCUCCGCUGACAUACUCCCUGGAGAAGUCAGUCAUAGGUAGUGGCACCUGGGAGGCCAUCAGCACAGAAACUCCUGUGAAAUCCCCGAGGUUCGCCCCUUUGGAUCUGGAGAAAGGGAAGUCGUAUGUCUUCAGAGUACGAGCAAUGAACCAGUAUGGCAUGAGCGACCCCUCGGAGCCCAGCGAGCCCAUCGCCUUGAGUGGGAAGCCAGCUACUCUCCCUCCUCCAGCUCAAGUUCAAGCUUUCCGAGACACUCAGACCUCUGUCUCCCUGACCUGGGAUUCUGUGAAUGAGGGCCCGGAGCUCCUGGGUUAUUACAUCUACUCCCGGGAAGCAGGGUCAUCUGAGUGGCAAACGGUUAACAACAAACCCAUCCAGGGCAACAAGUUUACGGUUCCUGGGCUGAGGACAGGGAAGGAGUAUGAGUUCUGCAUCCGGUCUGUCAGCGAGGCCGGGGUAGGGGAAAGUUCAAUGCCCACCGAACCCAUCAGGGUCAAGCAGGCUCUGGCCACACCAUCUGCCCCAUACGAUUUCAUCCUCCUGAACUGUGGGAAAAACGACAUGGUCAUCGGGUGGAAACCCCCCAAGCGUCGUGGAGGAGGCAAGAUCCUGGGCUACUUCCUGGACCAGCAAGACUCGGAGGAGCUGGACUGGCACCCGGUCAACCAGCAGCCCGUCCCCACCCAGGUCUGCAAGGUCAGCAACCUUCGUGAAGGCCACUUCUAUAGGUUCCGUGCCCGGGCGACGAACUGGGCAGGUGUGGGUGAGCUGUCGGCGCCCAGCAGACUGUUCGAAUGCAAAGAGUGGACGAUGCCCCAGCCAGGUCCCCCGUACGACGUGCAGGCAUUGGAGGUGCGGGCCACCUCCCUGAUGCUGAAGUGGGAGCCCCCGCUCUACACAGGCACCGGGCCGGUCACGGGCUACCUCAUCAAUGUCCAGGAGGAAGGCUCUGAGCAGUGGAAGCCAGUCACCCCGGACCCCGUCUCUGGCACCCACCUGAGGAUUUCUGACUUGCAGCCGGGGAAGAGUUACGUGUUCCAGGUGCAGGCUGUGAAUUCAGCUGGUCCAGGGCAGCCGUCCAUGCCCACUGACCCCAUUCUCCUGGAGGACAAGCCAGGUGCCCCAGAGAUCAAGGUGGGCGUGGAUGAAGAAGGCUUCAUCUACUUGGCUUUUGAAGCCCCAGAGGCCCCCGACUCCUCCGAGUUUCAGUGGUCCAAGGACUACAAGGGCCCACCGGACCCCCAGAGGGUCAAGAUCCAGGAGGAAGUUAACAAGUCCAAGGUCAUCCUGAAAGAACCUGGCCUCGAGGAUUUGGGCACCUACUCAGUGGUGGUCACCAAUGCUGAUGAAGACAUCUCAGCGAGCCACACGCUGACAGAGGAAGAGCUGGACAAGCUGAAGAAGUUGAGCCAUGAGAUCAGAAACCCAGUGAUCAAGCUGAUCUCCGGCUGGAACAUUGACAUUCUCGAGCGAGGGGAGGUUCGGCUUUGGCUGGAAGUGGAAAAGUUAUCUCCGGCCGCUGAGCUGCAUCUGAUCUUCAACCAGAAGGAGAUCUUCAGCUCACCGAACCGCAAAAUCAACUUUGACCGAGAGAAGGGCCUGGUGGAAGUGACCAUCCAGGAGCUGUGCGAGGAGGACAAAGGGUCGUACACGGCGCAGCUGCAAGACGGAAAAGCCAAAAACCAGAUCACCCUGGCGCUGGUGGACGACGAUUUUGACAAACUUCUGAGGAAGGCAGAUGCUAAGAGAAGGGACUGGAAGAGAAAACAAGGUCCCUAUUUCGAGGAGUUCUUACAGUGGAAGGUCACAGAGGACUGCCAAGUGUUACUCACAUGCAAGGUGACCAACACCAAGAAGGAAACCCGCUUCCAGUGGUUCUUCCAGAAGAAAGAGACGCCCGCCGGCCAGUACGACCCGCAGACGGGGGCGGGGCUUCUCUGCAUCGAGGAGCUGUCCAAAGAGGACAUGGGGACGUACAGAACGGUGGUUUCUGAUGACCGAGGGGAGGACGACACCAUACUGGACCUCACAGGCGAAGCCCUGGACGCCGUCUUCACUGAGCUGAGCAGGAUCGGUGUCCUCUCUGCGACCCCACUGAAAGUCCAGGGGACCGAGGAGGGGAUCCGGAUCUUCAGCAAGGUCAAGUACUACAACGUGGAGUACAUGAAAACCACCUGGUUCCACAAAGAGAAACGCCUGGAGAGCGGCGAUCGGGUGAGGGCUGGCACCACCCUGGAUGAGAUCUGGCUCCACAUCCUGGACCCCAAAGACUCAGACAAGGGCAAGUACACCCUGGAGAUAGCUGCUGGGAAGGAAGCCCGGCAACUCUCGACGGAUCUCUCGGGGCAAGCCUUUGAGGACGCCAUGGCUGAGCACCAGAGACUGAAAGCCUUGGCCAUCAUCGAGAAGAAUCGUGCCAAGGUGGUGAGGGGUCUGCCGGAUGUGGCCACGAUCAUGGAGGAUAAGACCCUGUGCCUGACCUGCGUCAUCUCAGGAGACCCCGCCCCUGAAAUUUCUUGGCUGAAGAAUGACCAGCCUGUCACCUUCCUUGACCGCUACCACAUGGAGGUGAGGGGGUCUGAGGUCACCAUCACCAUCGAAAAGGUCAACAGUGAGGACAGCGGGCGCUACGGCGUCUUUGUCAAGAACAAGUACGGCUCGGAGACGGGCCAGGUCACCAUCAGCGUGUUCAAGCAUGGGGAGGAGCUCAAGGUGCUGAAGGAUAUGUGAUGAGUGACAGCCUGAGGUCUAGUCUGCGUGGACCAGCAAGGUCAACCAGUGAGUCACAGCCUGGCACAGACCCUGGGGACAGGGCAGAGGGGAAAGGGACAAGGUAGAAAACAGGACAUGGGGCUGGGACAGAAGGGACACACCACGGCGGAGCAGCAAAGACCUUGCUGGGGUCCCGAGAGGCCUGCAGGAUGGUGGGGUCGGCCCUGGACUUGGAAUGAGACACCUACAUGUGAGACCCAGCUUCACAAGCACUCUCCACGGGCCUUGCCUUGCUCAUCUACCAGAUGGGAAUUCCUACUCCUGGGGAUCAUUUAUGAACACCCUUUAUAAACCCCACACCGGUGGUGUCUGUCCUCAACCUGGAGGACAAAAGGCGAUGUCCACAUUUUUGGUUGGCACAGCUGGGGGUGUCUGUUGACAGACAUGUCUAUCGGUAGAGGCAAGGGGGCCGAGGAACACCGCAGCUCCCCACCCCACGGACUUCUCCAGCCCCAAGUGCAAAUAGUGCCGGGGCCGUCAGCCCUGCCGGGGAGCCAUAGGGCCCAACAGCCCUCUUCUGGGGCACUCUGUUUUUCGUUCCCGAAAGUUCCACAGACAUUCAGCGUGUGCCAGGCUGAGGGAGGCGCUGGGAGCACAAAGACAAAUAAUAUCCAGGCCCGGCUCUCAGGAGGCUUCGGCCCACCAGGGAGUCAGGCCUGGGCGCAAAGGCUCCGGACAAGGCUGAGGCCAAGGGUUAUAAAACUGCAACAAAGUGCCACUGGUGGUCACGGGGGAGAGGCAGAUGUUUGUCCCACAGGGACGAGGACUUUAAAACCCCUUCACAGAACUAGCAGAAUUGGGUUGGACCCUGAAAAAUGAGUCCAAGUUGGCAGGGGUGAUGGGACGGGGACAUUUCAAGAGUGGGGCACGGUGACAGCAAAGGCAAGGGGUGGGGGGACGUGGCCCCGGUGGCGCUGAGUGCCAGGCUGGUGAGUUGGAUGACCUUCGGGACUGCUCCCAGCUCGGGGCCUCUGCCUGCUGUGACAGACACCAGGUGGCCUUGCUGGAUGGACCUCAAUUCAGAGCUGGGCAUUUCAACACCCUCCAAUUUCCCUGUUAUUAAAAACAAGAUUUGGACUGGGUGAGGUUUAUAAAGUUAUAGAUGUUUGUUGUGAAAUGUUGGAAAAUCGUGAAAACCAUAAAGGAGAAAAUAAAAAUCACCUAUAAUCCCAACUCUGGAAGAUAACGCACCUCUGGUUUCUGAAAUGACCUCUGAACUUCGGGGUGAAAUGAGCCGCUCCUGCCUCCACCACCUGCACACGCACCAGGCGUGCUGGGUAACUUACACCCCCAGCUCUUGUUCUGGGCUCACGGUGCAGUCAGGCCAGGGGUUCAAGGGUGCGGGAGGGAGGCAGGGCACCUGAACAUACACUGGCUGGGGACGGGUAUGGGGCACUGGGCAGGUCUUAGAGGCAAACACACUUCGGGCAAUUCUGUUCCUUUCUCUUGUCCUCAAUUUCCCGCCUAUAAAUAAAGAAGGCUGAGCCUUGGGGAAAUUAGCGUGUCCCAAUGCGCCAGGGUUGCAGGUUCGAUCCACUGUCAGGGCUCAUACAAGAAUCAACCAAUGAAUGUAUAACAACAAAUCAAUCUCUCUCCC
This is a messenger RNA of Artibeus jamaicensis (Jamaican fruit-eating bat), 6052 nucleotides long. It is a transcript of the gene MYOM3, whose product is annotated as myomesin 3. Bases 94 to 4413 code for a protein of 1439 amino acids. The transcript is spliced from 37 exons. The record is from RefSeq and is a predicted model, not a curated record. Gene Ontology annotation, molecular function: protein binding. Lineage: Eukaryota; Metazoa; Chordata; Mammalia; Chiroptera; Phyllostomidae.